AUAUUCCUUCGCUUUCCAGUAUAUCACCCUCCCCACCUUGUAUUUUCCCUCACUUUCCCUCUCAUUUUCUCUCCUUCCAAGCGCAUACGCGCGCGACGAUAGAGAUUAACAUCAUGAAAUUCGGCAAGAGCCUUAGCAACCAGAUCGAGGAGACUUUACCUGAAUGGCGCGACAAGUUCCUUUCCUACAAGGAACUGAAGAAGCAGUUGAAGCUAAUAGUGCCCAAAGGCGGAGAUAGGCCCAAUAAGCGACUCAGAUUGGACUCCGCCGGGGAAGAGUGCAGUGACUCCGCCGGUGAUGGCAUGUCGAAAGAGGAGAUUGAUUUCAUCCAGUUGUUGGAGGACGAGCUCGAGAAAUUCAACACCUUCUUUGUCGAGAAGGAGGAAGAGUACAUCAUCAGAUUGAAGGAGCUACAAGAUGGGGUUGCGAAAGCAAAGGAUUUCAAUGAAGAGAUGAUUAAAAUUCGAAAGGAGUUUGUGGACUUCCAUGGAGAGAUGGUUUUGUUGGAGAAUUACAGUGCCCUCAACUACACUGGACUAGUGAAAAUACUGAAGAAGUAUGACAAAAGAACUGGUGCCCUCAUUCGGUUGCCCUUCAUCCAAAGGGUCUUACAACAGCCCUUCUUCACCACAGACUUGCUGUACAAGCUUGUGAAAGAGUGUGAGAAGAUGCUUGAUCGCCUUUUCCUCACAAACGAACCAUCCUCAUCAUCUGCUAAGGCAGCGGACAUUGAAGGAGGUUCCAAUCCUUCAACCUCCACCACCAACGGUUCUGGUAUGCUCAGAGUCCCCAAGGAACUCCCAGAGAUUGAACACAUGGAGAGCUUAUACAUGAAGAGCACCAUAUCAGCGUUACGAUCUUUAAAGGAAAUUAGAAGCAGAAGUUCUACUGUCAGUGUUUUUUCAUUGCCACCUCUGCAAAUAAGUGGCAUGGAUGAGACAUGGAAGAAGAUUCCAAUUCUGGAACAAGUAGCCAAAUAGUUGGAUUUUAAGGAGAAAAAAAUAUACCACAAAAUUACCUCUUUGUGUUUUUCAUUUCUCCUUUUUUUCUUGUUUCUUCCAUGCACUUGUUAUGCAUGGCUUAGAUACAUCAUACACUACUAGCACUGAUGUAAGAUGAAGUAGAAAAUGGUCUGUAUGAUAGAAUAUGUGCUCUCAUUGAAAUUGAAAGUUGAAACUAGAUCAUCCAAUUUGCUUACACAAAUUUGGUUUU
This is a messenger RNA of Tripterygium wilfordii, 1212 nucleotides long. Its product is annotated as SPX domain-containing protein 1-like. NCBI's taxonomy places the organism in Eukaryota, Viridiplantae, Streptophyta, Magnoliopsida, Celastrales, Celastraceae. Gene Ontology annotation, biological process: cellular response to phosphate starvation. The transcript has 3 exons. The coding region runs from base 114 to 980 and encodes 288 amino acids. The record is from RefSeq and is a predicted model, not a curated record.